AUCCACCUGUACAAAAGCCUCAUCCUCGCACGCCAACACUCUACCGAUCAACGACGCUCGACGCCUCUUACUCAUCGCUGUCACUUCACCGAAACUGAAUAGGACGCGCCAGUCCUCGUCAAAAUGGCAACCAUGGAUCCCAAGCAGCUCCACGAAGUCGCAAAGCAGAUCGCAAAGGCCGCAGACUCCGGCGACCCUCCCAGCUCCCUCUUGAACAUUCUUGCGCCACUCGAGACCUUCAAAGCGACCGAGGACCUCCUGCGACAGUCGAAAAUCGGCGUGGCCGUCACAAAAUUACGACAGAACAAGGAUCCCAAAGUGAGCGAGACAGCGACUCGGCUGGUGAACAGGUGGAAGCAAGAGGUGCAGUCGAAGAAGAAGCGGCCAGAUAGCAGUCCCGCACCAGCAAAUAAGGCUCUCAAUGGGGCGGCCAACGGACGGAGUAGCGGUACAAGCAGUCCGGCGCCGAAUGGCUCCAAAUCAGAGGUGAAGAAAGAGCCAGCAUCUGUGCCGAGACAGAGUAAGGUCGAUCCGGAGAAGCGCAACACAGGAGCGGACGGUGUAGACCACAAGAUCACUGGCGACGCGGUGCGCGACGGAUGUCUGAAGCUGAUGUACGACGGCAUCGCGUUCAUGUCUAAGGAGUCGCCCGACGCAGUGCUCACUGUAGCGCGGAAAGUGGAAGUUGCGGCGUUCGAGCACUUCAAGCGGGAGACGAAUGCCGAGUACAAGACGAAGAUGCGAAGCUUGUUCCAGAACCUCAAGAUGAGGAGCAACACGUUACUGCGAAAGAAUGUCUUUAGCGAGGAGAUUCCGCCGGAGAAGUUCGUGGCAAUGACCUCUGAGGAACUCAAGUCCGCUGAGAAGCGUGCAGAAGAUGCCCUGAUCGAGAAGGAGAACAUGAACAAGUCCAUGACACCAAAGGAGGCCAAGGCCAUCUCAACAACCAUGACCUGCGGCAAAUGCAAGGGCAGCGCCGUGUCCUACUCACAAGCUCAAACCCGAUCCGCCGACGAACCGCUCACGACAUUCUGCGAGUGCACUCUCUGCGGCAACAGGUGGAAG
Messenger RNA from Zymoseptoria tritici IPO323, 1065 nucleotides. RefSeq lists its product as uncharacterized. Gene Ontology annotation, cellular component: nucleus. Gene Ontology annotation, biological process: regulation of mRNA 3'-end processing; transcription elongation by RNA polymerase II; DNA-templated transcription. Gene Ontology annotation, molecular function: RNA polymerase II transcription regulatory region sequence-specific DNA binding; zinc ion binding. NCBI's taxonomy places the organism in Eukaryota, Fungi, Ascomycota, Dothideomycetes, Mycosphaerellales, Mycosphaerellaceae. The record is from RefSeq and is a predicted model, not a curated record. The annotation marks the transcript as partial. The transcript has 3 exons.